GCAUUCACGAGGAGGGCGGUGUGUGGCUGGCUUCAAGGGCAAGCGUAGACUAAAAUACUUAAAAAUUGUUUCAAACAGUUUUGGAUGAAGAGCUACCUCUUCCAUCCUGACAUUUUGGGAAAUACAGGCUAGAUACAGCAGGACACGUAAUUGGGAAAAUGUAAAGCCAAGUAAAAAGUUUAAAAUGCAACACACAGAGAAGCAGCUUGGAAAUAUAAGCUACUUACGAUAAAUCUUUUAUGAAACAACUCAGGAUAAAAAAUAGAGCCAGUUGAGAGGCCCAGGAAAGCCCUUUGCCUGGUGGAGGGCAGCAGGAUUUGAAGGUAGGUCAGCCCAGCCUGCACAAACCAUCACUCCUGUGUAAAACUAACAGGAGAGGCAUUACCCAUGGUUUCUGCUUACGGAUCUGUGCAGACUGUCAACCUGAGCUCCUCGUAGACACCUGGGUUCUUCCUCCUAAGAGGAGAGCAAAACACUCAUACCGAUGUACAGUACUAGAAAAUGAAACCAGCUACUACUUAGUCUCUCCCUGUGAGCAGAGCCUGCAAGCCCAGGCAGAGGUGGUCUGGCUAGCCCCCUAGAAUGAAAAUGCCUAGAGAAAAGGCAAAUGAGCUUGCUGCUGAACACCAUUGUCAGCUAAGAGAAAAAGAAAUCCCUUUUAAGGAAACUAUUUAACUUCAAUAGGCUGCUUUUCUGCCAGGAUUUUCAAUUCCUCUGAACAUAAGCCGAGCCACAGACUGUUGCACGUAUGUCUGGAUCCUGGCUUUCCCCCCACCUCAGAGCUUCAGCACCAGUUGUUAGCCAAAAAUAAACCCCAUUCCACAACCAUAUAUGUCCACCAGCCCAGAGCUGGGGAGGAGCAGCAGGAGUAGGUCAGGUCCCCAGGCCCCAGCCACACUCAGUGUGGCCGCAGCGCACCAUGCACAUCACCCAGCUCAACCGGGAGUGCCUGCUGCACCUCUUCUCCUUCCUGGACAAGGACAGCAGGAAGAACCUCGCCAGGACCUGCCCCCAGCUCCAGGCCGUGUUUGAGGACCCUGCACUCUGGCCCCUGUUGCAUUUUCGCUCCCUCACAGAACUCAAGAAGGACAACUUCCUCCUGAGCCCAGCGCUCAGGAGCCUCUCCAUCUGCUGGCACUCCAGCCGCGUGCAGGUGUGCAGCAUCGAGGAUUGGCUCAAGAGCGCCUUCCAGAGGAGCAUCUGCAGCCGGCACGAGAGCCUGGUCAAUGAUUUCCUUCUCCAGGUGUGCGACAGAUGCCCCAACCUGACAUCCGUCACGCUGUCGGGCUGCGGCCACGUCACCGACGACUGCCUGGCGCGCCUGCUGCGAUGCUGCCCGCGCCUGCGCGUGCUUCGCUUGGAAAACUGCGCGCGCGUCACCAACCGCACGCUGGCGGCAGUGGCGGCGCACGGGCGCGCGCUACAGACGCUGCACGUGGACUUCUGCCGCAACGUGAGCGCGGCCGGCCUGCGCCGCCUGCGUGCCGCCUGCCCGCGCCUGGCUCUGCGCGCCGAGCACAGCGCAGCCAUGAUACCCGACCAGCUCCCGCGCGGCCUGCUGGCGCCCGCCCCGGCCCUCCGCAAGCUGCUCCCGCGCUAGGCCGCGGAAAGACACCGGCUACAGCCCCGAGAGGAAGGAGCGACCUGGCUCCCAACCCCAGCUCCUCCCUCUCUGAUUGUUGCCACCCGUUGAGCCUCAGUUUCCCCGUCUGCAAAGUGGGGAUACGAAUGCCUACCUCAUAUUACAAUUUUAUACAUAGAAUGAGUGCGAGAUUAAAUGACCGGAUGCUUGGAAAAACAGGUGGUUC
Hipposideros armiger (great roundleaf bat) is the source of this 1808-nucleotide messenger RNA. It is a transcript of the gene FBXL22, whose product is annotated as F-box and leucine rich repeat protein 22. The record is from RefSeq and is a predicted model, not a curated record. Bases 920 to 1600 code for a protein of 226 amino acids. The transcript is spliced from 2 exons. Gene Ontology annotation, biological process: SCF-dependent proteasomal ubiquitin-dependent protein catabolic process. Gene Ontology annotation, cellular component: SCF ubiquitin ligase complex. Gene Ontology annotation, molecular function: protein binding. Lineage: Eukaryota; Metazoa; Chordata; Mammalia; Chiroptera; Hipposideridae.